Pelodiscus sinensis (Chinese soft-shelled turtle) is the source of this 3483-nucleotide messenger RNA. Its product is annotated as collagen alpha-6(VI) chain-like. Lineage: Eukaryota; Metazoa; Chordata; Testudines; Trionychidae. The record is from RefSeq and is a predicted model, not a curated record.
CUGGCAGCUAGCUCAGCACUAAGAGCAACCAGUGAGGAGAGGGAGAGAGAUCAUUUCUGGUGGCUUGGAAGCCUUUGGAAGCUAAAUAUGUUAAUUGUCCACAUGGGAGGGCUUUUAUGGCAAACUACUGAUAGAUUUUCUUUUAAAAGGGCUUCAGUCUCUUCUGAGCCACUUUGGAGGGUCUAAAGUUUUGAACUGAUAAACCUCUUCCUUUUAUAUGCUAAAGCUUGGGACAUCAAUUCACAAUAUGAAGAUGCUGCUGACUUUGUUCCUCAUCCUUAUGGGGAGUCACACUUCAGUAACUCAAACACCUGGGUUUAUGGACAUAGAAGAAGCUGAUAUUUAUGUGCUCAUUGAUGGCUCAACAAGCAUUUCUCCUAAUGCCUUCAGAGACAUCCAGCAUUUUUUGAAGGAAUUGAUUAAGAUGUUUAACAUAGGACCGAAUAAAGUUCAUUUUGGAGCCGUGCAAUACUCACAUAGUAUUAACACAGAGUUUCAACUUCAUGAAUACAACACAGUAUAUGAGUUAGAGAAGGCCAUUGACAACAUUAGGCAAAUAUAUGGGGAUACCUUUAUUGGAGCAGCUCUGACUUUCAUGCAGCCACUGUUUAAAGAGGCAAGGAAGCAGCGAGUGGGCAGGGUGCCCCGUUACCUCAUUGUCCUAACAGAUGGGGAGUCACAGGACAGUGUAAAGGAGGCUGCUGAGCAGCUGAGGAAUGAGGAGGUCAAUAUUUUGGCUGUUGGUGUAAAAGGUGCAAAUGAAGAACAGUUGUAUGAGAUCGCAGGAUCAAAGGGCAGGACUUUUUUUGUUCAAGAGUUUAGCGCCUUGAAAAACAUAAAAAAUGAAAUUGUUCAACUUAUCCGUCCUGGGAAAGUAGCCUUAAAAGGAAUGAGAGCUGACAUCAUGUUUCUAGUGGACAGUUCUGGAAGCAUAGGACAAGACAACUUUUUGAAAAUAAAAAGCUUUAUGAAAGAACUGGUGAACAAAACUGACAUUGGCCCAGACCGGGUGCAGGUUGGGGUCAUCCAGUUCAGCGGCAGUAACAAGGAAGAAUUCCAGCUUAACCAAUACUCUUCCAAAGACGACAUUUUCAGUGCAAUUGAAAGAAUGUCGCUGAUAGGGGAAAUUACACUAACAGGAGGCGCGCUGACAUUUGUGUCUAAUUAUUUCAAGCCUUCCAAGGGUGCACGUCAGGGUGUCAAAAAGUUUCUUAUCCUGAUCACAGAUGGGGAGGCGCAGGAUGAAGUAAGACUCCCAGCAACAGCACUACGCGAACAAGGUGUUACUAUCUACUCUGUUGGGGUAUUUAAUGCAAAUAAAAAUCAGCUGGAAGAAAUUAGUGGGCAGCGUGAACUGGUUUUUUACGUUGAAAAUUUUGAUAUUCUGCAAUACAUAGAAGAUGAAAUCAUCUCUGAGAUAAGCAGAUCCCAUGAUGAGAGCAAAAGGAUAGAAAGAUUAGAUGUUGUGUUUUUGAUUGAUGAAUCUGGAAGCAUAAGUGUCUUACAAUACGAGACCAUGAAAGACUUCAUGAUCACCUUGGUAAAUAACUCUGAUGUUGCUCCAGAUAGAGUUCAAUUUGGAGCAGUAAAAUAUUCCGAUGAACCACAAACGUUUUUCUUCCUUAAUCAGUAUGAUACAAAAUCCAAGAUUGUAGAGGCUAUCCAAAAGGAUGUAUCUAGAGGAGGUUCAACAUAUACAGCCAAGGCAAUUGGCUAUUCAGAAUCUCUAUUUGCUCAAGAGCAUGGUGGCCGCAAAAGCAAGGGAGUUCCACAGGUUCUUAUCGUGAUAACAGACGGUGAGUCCCAUGACAUGCCACAACUCAAUGACACAGCUAAGAGAUUAAGAGACAACGGAAUAAUUAUCUAUGCUGUUGGAAUAGAAGGAGCAAAUCCUGGUGAGCUUUUGGGCAUGGCUGGAUUGAAAGGCAAUUAUUUCUACGUGGAUACAUUUGAAGGACUAAAAAACAUACAGACAUCAAUAUUGGAUAAAAUACGUGAUGAUUCAAAACCAGAGUAUGAUAUUAAAGCAGACCUUGUGUUCUUGAUUGAUGGUUCCACAAGUAUACUCCCAGAUGACUUCAUCAAGAUGAAGAAAUUCUUGGAAGCUGUAAUAGAUCAGAUUGUUGAUGGACACAAUGUUCAAGUUGGCAUUGCCCAGUACAGUCACUUGUAUAAAAGAGAAAUCAACUUGGGUGCUUAUCAGAACAAAUCAGAACUGAAAGUGCAAAUUCAGAACAUUGAACAGAUGACAGGAAAUACUUUAAUUGGAAAUGCACUUAAGAAUGUGAAGGAAUUCUUUGCCCCAGCAGGUAGUAGAAAAGUAACAAGAAAUAUCCGGUCAAUUUUGGUGGUACUCACUGAUGGACAGUCAAUGGAUGAUGUUUCUGAACCAGCGGAAAAUCUGAGAAGGGAAGGUGUUGAUAUAUAUGCUAUAGGAGUUGGGGAUAUUAGUCACUUGGAGCUCACGCAGAUAGCUGGUGGUGCAGAAAGGAAGUACACGGUUAAUGAUUUCAGUAAGCUGAAAUUCAUUAAAAAAAGAUUAAUUAAUGACAUAUUCAAAACUGUCAUUUCUACAAGUAGGUAUUAAUGACUAAAUGUCAAUCCUGACUUCUUGCCUCUGUCCCACCUCUCGAGCUGUUUUUCUUCAAACUUGCAUUGUUUUUGACCAUUACUGAAGGGGUCUAAUAAAAGCCAGGUUUGAAUUUUCUAGCUACAGCAUUUAUAAAUUACUCUUGCCCAAAAUAAAUGACUAGACCAGGCAGAGACAAUGCUUUAUUUACAUACUCCAUAACACACAAAUGGAACUACACGUUUUUGAUUCUGCUUUCAAAAUAAUCUAGGGGGUCACACUUCUUGUGCCUUCCAUAGAUCAAGAUCAUCGCAUGCCCCCAGGGCUCCUUGCAUUCCUCUGUUCCCUACCACAAACUAUGUGGGCUCCUCUCCUAUUGCCCUCUAUUUCAGGGGUUCACUGAAACCCCAUCCUCAUGGCAAGGGCUUUGUGCCCUUCAUAGCUUUGUCUACCAUUCUCCUCCUCUCAUUCGAGGGGCUAUAUGCCCCCGCCCCCCACACACACACCUCCAGCUUCCUCGUCUCCCCUCAUCAUUCAUUUUUCUUUCUGUCUGAGAGAUAAAGAAUUAUAGACGGGGUUGAAUCUGCCUUCUUAGCAGAUGCCAGUUCAAAAGUUAUUUGUAUGUCAUCCAGACAGACAGAAGAAUGCCAUCGACUUGACUGUAGGGUUCUGCUGCUGUGAGCACCCAUUUAUUAGUAUUGGCCUAUGCAUGAAACAGAAGUGACAGUAUGACUUCUAGGUGUAUUGAAUAGGCUCUUAGUGUAGAUCGCAUUAUUGAAUCUUAAAACAUCUUUCAAUACAAUGCACUGAUAAAAUGCUACGUUUCAGUCUAACCGCUAGUGGGGAAUAAUACGAAACCAACCCCGGUUCUGCUUCUAUUAAAAUAAACAACAAAACUCCCAGGCUACGUCUAC